Messenger RNA from Panicum hallii, 1381 nucleotides. RefSeq lists its product as uncharacterized. Lineage: Eukaryota; Viridiplantae; Streptophyta; Magnoliopsida; Poales; Poaceae. The transcript is spliced from 3 exons. The record is from RefSeq and is a predicted model, not a curated record. The coding region runs from base 372 to 1109 and encodes 245 amino acids.
AGAAGAAGGUAGCAAGCUCAUGUUCCACUCCUGCUGUAGGCCGAGGACUUGUUCCCUUAUGAGGGGCCAAUUGGCAGCCCACCUACCCCGAAGCCAAAAAAAUCAAAUUCAUAGCCCAUUGGCUAAAAGAAAUUAAACCAUAGCCCAUUUUCAAGCCUACCGUAGCCCAAUUGCCCAACGGCUCCAGUUCAGCUUCAGCCCCAUUCGCCUGGAACACGCCUGUUCUGUAAUCUGUAGCAGGGACGAAACUGAAAACGAGAAAAAAAAUAUUUCGUGCUCAUCCUCCUCGGCGGCGGGCUCCGGCGGCGGGCAUUGACGGCGACAUCGUGAACCCUGAGAAAUUGUAAGACUCUCGACAAAGAAGGAAUUUCAUGGCUAUUGAUGGAUUAGUGAUCAAGCUCUUGAUUGACACCAAGGCUCAGAAAGUCUGCUUCGCUGAAGCUGGCAAUGAUGUCAUCGAGCUCCUCUCCUGCCUCCUAUGCCUCCCUAUGGGCACCGUCGUCAACCUGCUUACCAAGGAGCACAUGGUUGGUAGCAUUGGUAAUGUGCUUGACAGCAUGCAGGAACUGGACGCCAAGUAUGUAUGCUCAAGCAAGAGCAAGGAGCCCUAUCUCAGCCCUACCGUUGCCCCUGACAUACUCUGUCCUUUGCAACAGCUACUGGAUGCACCACUAAAUGUGAAUAGCAGUGUCUUCACUUGUUUAGGGAAAACAGACAGCCACACUGGUACACGUAUUACUUGUGGAUACUUUUCAGUUAUCAAAGGCAGCACAUGCCCAUCUUGCUUCCAUCACAUGAAUGAGGAAAUGCCACAUGUCAGAAACAAUGGGUUUGCGUUUGGGACUAGCAGCAAGGGGUUUGUUGUUGGGACUACCACCUACACCAUCUCUGAUGCUCUCUCAAUAACCCCAGCAUCCAGCGUAUCAAGCAUCAACCUGCUUGCACGGUGUGGCGUAAAGGACCUGAGCACGCUGCAACAAAGGACUGUAACCAUUGGCAGUGAAGAGGCACUGGAGAUACUCCUGGCUUCCCUGAAGUCCAAGACCGUACUGACUGAUGUCUUUCUCCCGAAGAAAAAAGUUCGUUGCAAGAAGGAAGUUGCCGCUUAGUUAUUUAUGAAUGGGCAGUUUUUUUGGGGAAUCUCAUGUACAAAUCACCACCACAACUUUAAUCAGAAGGGUAGUUAAUAGUUACAACUUAGAAGUUAAACUACUGCAGGAAAUGGUUUUGUCAGAGCUGUGCUGGAGACAAUAUUCUAUGAAUCCCUGUGGUAAGAUGAAGAACUGCCACUUGAGCCCCUGUUAAUUUGCAUGCAUGGAACAACGUCCUUUGCCUUUUCGUGUGCUAUGCUAUGUGGCAAAAAUAUAUGGACUUGUGAGUU